Molecule: messenger RNA, 1609 nt
Organism: Paramacrobiotus metropolitanus
Lineage: Eukaryota; Metazoa; Tardigrada; Eutardigrada; Parachela; Macrobiotidae
Product: cyclin-dependent kinase 7-like
Exons: 2
Coding region: 224-1219 (331 amino acids)
Biological process (GO): peptidyl-serine phosphorylation; autophagy
Cellular component (GO): cytoplasm
Molecular function (GO): ATP binding; protein serine/threonine kinase activity
Source: RefSeq, a predicted model, not a curated record
CUGUGAGCUGCAUUCCCGUGCUUCUAAAGCCGUUUUUUCACAAUCGAAGCCUUGCAAAUUCAAUGGAAGUACCGUGAUUGCUAUGCCAGUAUGCCUAUGUACAAUUUAUUACGCCGGCGCUUGCGAAUAAAUUUAUCAACAAAGAGCUGCUCUUCUUUCAGAAUUUAAUUGAUCACUCCCUCCUAGCUAUCGAUUCCGUCAGCGCUUGUUUCCGCAACAUAAUAUGUCGAUUCUACCUGCGUGUUUUGGAAGCACUUGCCAGUAUCAAUACGAUGAUUGUGACUUCAUUGGAAAAGGAAGCUUUGGCAAGGUUUACAGAGCCAGCAUUACGGAGCGAGGCAACUAUGCUGGGUCAGAUGUUGUUGCUGUAAGAUGUUUUUAUGUACACGGGAAGAGAUUUUUGAAGAAUCCAGAAAACUAUGCCAGACUGAGGGAAAGAUUUGAAAAGAUGCUGGAGCUGAAGCACGGCCACUUGGCAAACUAUCAUCAAAUCUCCAUUAUCCCCACACUUGGUAGUGUAGAUGUAGAUUUAGUCAUGGACUAUUAUCCUGCAGGCAACCUGAAAAUUAAAUUGGAAGGGAUGAAAGACAGCGGAAUCCUUCUGAAUGUUGGAGAUGCCCUCAGUCACGCACAGGACCUGGCUGACGGACUGGCGUUCCUGCACGAGAACGGCAUAACUCACGGCGAUCUGAAGCCAGGAAACGUGCUAAUCGAUGGCUCCAACGCCCAACGCGACAUUCUGCGCAUAUCCGACUGGGAUGGCCUCGUUACACUGCAACGCUGCAGCGUUACAUCGCUUGAUUACGAGCAUUUCCGCAGUAGCGAGCGCUACAUGUCGCCGGAAAUGUUGCGUGCGAUAGGACCAUGGGAAAACCUUACCUCGUGGCCCUCGAUGCCCGGCUCGGCCACCGACGUGUGGAGCUUGGGAUGUGUCUUGCUGCAGUUGAUUCGCAGUAUCACGGGCAAUUACAGAGAAUCACUGCAGCAUCCGGUCAGUGGAGUGGUGCUGGGUGCUACUCAAGCUAUCACGGACCUGGCUUUUUCGAAAGCGGUAAAUGAAGGGUAUAUUCCUGUCGUCUGUGACGACGCGCCUGUUCCAUCGGAGCUAGCCGCCUGCACUCGCAACUCCCUUUGUUUCGCCAGUAGCCAGAGAAUAUCUGCGCGGCAGCUGUUGACUCAACUGUCCCAGACCAACGAGAACCACAAACCGUUAACGUGAUUGGCUUACGGUCCGUGUUUCACACAUAAAGACCGGCUUGUGGGAGUACUCACAUCGCAUGUACAUCUUAUUACUAUUAUUAUUAUUGUUUUUCGCUUUCUCCCACGUCACUGCGGUUGUUGUUUGCGAUUCGCAUGUUCUUUAUCUUGGUAGCAGUGUAUAUGCUCCUCGGAGUCUAUAUAAGUUUCUGUUCUUGCUAAUAUUGGUAUCAGACUUGCGGGUUCUAAUCUUGAGACUUGUUUGCUAGCUUUCCAGUUGUUGUGGAAUUCGUUGAGAGUUAAGGGAAGUGGCCCGGUACAUGGUACCAAAUUCGUGUACAUGCACGAAAUCUUUCACUUUCGCGCACUCCCAAACCCUAUUUUCUCUUGUUUUAUGACAUUCUGUAGCCAA